This is a messenger RNA of Suillus subalutaceus, 1833 nucleotides long. RefSeq names its product Vps52-domain-containing protein. Bases 1 to 1833 code for a protein of 610 amino acids. Gene Ontology annotation, molecular function: syntaxin binding. NCBI's taxonomy places the organism in Eukaryota, Fungi, Basidiomycota, Agaricomycetes, Boletales, Suillaceae. Gene Ontology annotation, cellular component: GARP complex. The transcript has 10 exons. The record is from RefSeq and is a predicted model, not a curated record. Gene Ontology annotation, biological process: Golgi to vacuole transport; retrograde transport, endosome to Golgi; endocytic recycling.
AUGACUCGAGACACCAAGUCUGCGUGUGAGGUUGGACAACAGAGUCUGUUCUACCAUGGUCAAGCGAAGGAUUUUGUCGACCUACAUGAACAAGUCGAGACGAGCGUAAAUCUUCUGGAUUCUCUGGAAUCAUUUCUGUCUACAUUUCAAAAGGACCUUUCUUCUGUAUCCGGUCAGAUAUCAGAGCUACAGGAAAGGAGCAAAGACAUCGACAACAGGCUGAAGAGUCGACGCAGAAUAGAGAAACCGCUUUCAAGUCUUCUGUCAGAUCUCGCUAUACCUCCGUCACUUGCAAUUAUUAUCUUAGACACAGAUGUCGGGGAGCCUUGGAUAGCGACCAUUACUAACUUUGAACGACGGUUGGAUCUUCUGAAAGUUCGUUCUCGUGUCAAAGCUGCCAGGGAUCUUGGAGACGUUGCAGAGGGGCUUCGAAUAGUAGCAGCUACGAAAUUACGAGCUUUCUUUCUCGCAUUGCUACAGCCAAUACGAACAAGUGUCACGACGAACAUGCAAGUUAUGCAGACUUCCAUCUUUGUGAAGUACAGAGCACUAUAUGCAUUCCUCCAACGGCAGGCGCCGAACGUUGCCGGCGAGUUUCAAAAGGCUUACACUGGUACAGCCCGUACAUACUAUGAGACUGGGUUUCGUCGCUAUGUACGCAGCCUAGGAUGGAUCAAGGCAAGGACCCCCGAGAAACCUGAGCCCAUUAUCUCAGGAAACGGAGACAAUGGUGGACCAUACCUAGAUCAAGAUCGUCUUGCAUACGCAAAGAUAGAUGGACCCAGCGUCAUUCUCGCCUAUAUGGCAGAUGACAAGACUCACGAAGAACCUAUCGAAGCCAUUCUCAGAUCCCUUUUUCUGGUGUUGAUGGAUAAUGCCACCGCAGAAUAUGCGUUCAUCGCCGUUUUCUUCCGUUCUGAGUCCAUUGCGCCCCCUCUUGCGAUGGAAACUAACAGCGCCCUAUUUUCACCCACUGCCACGCUUUUGUCGCCUGAUAUUGGCUUUGACGAUAGGAGGUCCAAUGCUGGUUCUGAAACUGGUACGCACGUCUCAAGACCCUUCGGCGGUAACGGGCACGGAACUCGUGAUGUGACAGCACGACCCGGCCUUAUGGACAAGGCUGAGCGUGCGCCGUUAGAUGCCAUUUGGAAACAAAUCCUAGAUCCCGUUCUAGAAUAUUGCAAGGUAUGGCAUUUUAUGACCCCUUCGUAUUUCCGAGGAACCAAUAAUACCCAGACUUUCGUGACCACCAUUCUUGAACCCAUGCCGCAGGCCGUGCCACUACUCACGAUGAUCCGACUCGCGGAGGCUGUAAUUACUGAAGUGCAGAAGAGGGACUGCUCGCCCCUGGAAAACUUUUUGUUUACCAUGCGGUUGCAGCUGUGGCCCGCGUUCCAGAAAAUUAUGUCGGAACAUUGUGAUUCUUUGAGGAAGCUUGCGGAAGGAGGAACAACUAGCUACUUCAACAGAGCUGUGUCAACGACGGAUGUGUCUGUUGCAAAUAUUUGCAACAGAUACGUUGUGAUGUUUAAUUCCUUCAUCAUUCUGACUGAUCAGGAAGAAGAGACCAUAAUUUUUUCCAACCUCCUUCGUCUUCGACAGGAGCUCACGAAAUUGAUCGCUCGCCACACGGAGAACAUCAACGACGACGUUGCUAAAGCUACCAAACAGUCGGCAAUGUAUGAGGUUCUUUUGCAGGGACUAAAUAAAGGGACCCAUUUGAGCACGCACCCCAAAUCUCAGAAGGAGAUAGCCUACUGGGCAGAGAAAGAAGAAGAGGCUCGACGCCGAAUAGUGUCCAUUGCUCAAAGUAGACGAAUUGGUAAGAGAUAA